Alternaria incomplexa is the source of this 153-nucleotide messenger RNA. RefSeq lists its product as uncharacterized. The coding region runs from base 1 to 153 and encodes 50 amino acids. Lineage: Eukaryota; Fungi; Ascomycota; Dothideomycetes; Pleosporales; Pleosporaceae. The record is from RefSeq and is a predicted model, not a curated record. The transcript has 2 exons.
AUGAGCGAUGCAGACUCCGACGACUGGGUCGAUUCAUCAGAGGGCUCAGACGACGACAUAGACGACGAGGCGAGCGAUGGAGAUCAUGAGACCAGCACCAGUGAGCAACAGUUCCCGCGCAGGAGCGUGGAUGAAGUGGAGAGCGCUGCGUAA